GACUCCGGACCUUGUAGUCCAUAGCGCCUUCCUUCUUCUCCGGUGCUGCGGUGCUGAGACGCUGGUAGAACUACCAAUCCCGAAGGGCAAUGCUCGUCCCACACCCGCGCGCAAUCGGGGGCAGCCAGCUGGGCUGGAGUGGGUGGGACCCGGAGGACUACGGGGAUGGCUUCAGAGCCCCCGAGAUUUAAAUCGCAGGAGCACACUCCGGCACGUUCCAGCAGAUCCUCAAGAGGAAGUCCUCCGUUGAACAGAGGCAUUAAAAUUCUGACCACCUCAGUUAAUUUGGAUCAUAAACAAUCAAAUGAAUGGAAGCAACUGUGGUCUUGGUUACCCACGAGGAUAAUUAACUAAAACAUCAAGCUAUGCAGAAUAACUCCAAAAGGAACAACAAUUCAGGAGUUUCUGACACAGAAUUGAACUCUGUGGAUCCUGAAGAGAGUCAAAAUAACUAUUUUGAAAGGCUGCCUCUAGAAGUUACUUUACGUAUUUUCAGCUGGCUGGACGUUCAGAGUUUGUGCAGGGCUUCAAUGACGUGCUGGAGCUGGAAUGACAAAAUAAGAGUCGAUGACUCCUUAUGGAAACCUCAUUGCUUGGCUAUAAGAGCUGUGUGCAAAAAAGAAAUAGAUGAUGAUCUAAAAAGUGGUUAUUCCUGGAGGGAUACACUUCUGAGGAAUUACAAGAAGAGUAAAGUGAAGCUUGAAUGGCUAAGUGGCAGAUACAGCAAUAUAUGUUCUCCUAUUAACCUGCCAGAAAAAAUCAUGUACCCGAUGGAUGCAGAAACGUGGGGAGAAAUUCUAGAAGCGGAACUGAAAAGAUGCAAAAAUCACAAAGAUAUCAUAGCUUUGAGAGUUUAAAACUAGUAUGAUUCUAAGGUGGCAAAAUGUAUGUUUUUAUCCAUUAUUUUUUUGUUCACCUUUUAAAAUAUUUAACAUUUAAAAGAAAACUUAAGUAGAAAAUAUUAUAAAAGUAAAGCUUUAUUUUUACUUGGCACUUUAGUAAAGAAUAUUUUUCUGGUUUUAUAAGGGGAAAAAUCAUGAAAUGUUUUUUUAUAUAAGAAAUAAUAUACCAGUGGAGUGAUUCCAAAAUGUAUUGUUUCUUGUAUUUGUGUUAGUGUAUUGUGGUACACUAAUGAUAAUAGAGUUUGGUAUUUUUUGCUUAAUGAUAAUUCGAAAAUUCAGGAAACCAUUUGAAGAAACUGUCUUAGCAAUUCAUUAAAUAGUAGGCAUAACUAGGCUCAUGGGAAGAUUACCUCAAUGAAAUUAAUAGCAAUAUGUUUAAAUGUAUACAAGUUUAUAUUUCAAAAGCUUUAAAAUUUCCAUUUCAGUGAAAUCAGAUUGAAUUGUCAAACAUUGAAACCAUUUUAAAACGUACUAAACUUGUGGUUUAGUUUCAAAUUAAUCGGACCAUAGGGCUAAAACUUGUGAGAUUAAGGUUCUCAUUACUUGCCUACAGACCUAGAAUUGCCCUCAGGGACUGAAACAAACUGAACUGCCAUUCUAUUUUUCUUAGCAAAACUCUGAUUCUUACAGCCUUGUAGCACCAUCUAGUGUUGUACACUAUUGAUAACCAAGACAAAGGACUUAGCUUUUUGUUUCUCCAUAUUUAAAGAUUUUGUUUAUUUAUUUUUAGAGAGCAGGGAAAGGAGGAAGAGAACGAGAGAACAUCAAUGUGUGGUUGCCUCUCACAUGCCCCCU
Molecule: messenger RNA, 1697 nt
Organism: Phyllostomus hastatus (greater spear-nosed bat)
Lineage: Eukaryota; Metazoa; Chordata; Mammalia; Chiroptera; Phyllostomidae
Gene: FBXO48
Product: F-box protein 48
Exons: 4
Coding region: 366-857 (163 amino acids)
Biological process (GO): SCF-dependent proteasomal ubiquitin-dependent protein catabolic process
Cellular component (GO): SCF ubiquitin ligase complex
Molecular function (GO): protein binding
Source: RefSeq, a predicted model, not a curated record